This is a messenger RNA of Xyrichtys novacula (pearly razorfish), 8610 nucleotides long. The record is from the annotation of a GenBank genome assembly. NCBI's taxonomy places the organism in Eukaryota, Metazoa, Chordata, Actinopteri, Labriformes, Labridae.
GGGGCGGGGCAAAUGAGAGGGCAGCGUCGCCUGUCAAUUCGCCGUCAGCGUCAGCGGGUGAAGAAAUCCAUCAAAGAAGGGACGAUGGCGAGGGGUGGUAGGAGCUUGAGGAGAGUCGCUGAGUGCAUUAAACAGUUACCUUCAACAGCCAGCCGGGAAAUACAGACGAGGAACAACGUAAGGUAGAGUAUUUCAUCGUUUAAUUUUCGACUCAACACAAAAAGCAAAGGAACAGACACACCUCAGCCGAUGGCACUCAGUAAACUGAGAUAGUUUCGAUGCUAAGGAUAGUCUGAAAGUCUUUCUUGUGUUUAAAACGAAAGGGUCAAGCAAGAAACAUCAAUUAGCUGCUUUCUUAGCAUUCUUUUUCCCUUUUAGUUGUCUAUAAAGGCUUAUAAACAUGCUGACUUGUCAACUACAGCACCUCUGUUGGACUGCGGUUUUUGGGUCACUAUCGUCCUACAUGCUGUCACUCAAAUAACAUCUUUCUCGACUCUUAAAAAUCCUCCUACAUCAUAAUCAGUUACUUUAAACUUUUUGCUAAACAAAGUCUAUUAUUAAGCUUGUGUUGCUCAAACACUAAAACUAAAUGUCAACAGCCUAAAACUGGUUAGAGCUGGUGAAGCAUGUAAUUCAACUGAACAUAGCUUUGCCACAGUGAAAAAAAGGAUGUGUAAAAUUCAUUAACUUUAAACUGUUUUUAAGUUUUAUAAGUGCCAUGCGAGUGUAUUUUUAGAUGUUUACAACAUGCUCUAGUUGUCUAUUGAACAAUGUUUAGUAUUGAGUCCUAAAAACACCACAAAUUCUGCCUCUUUGGAGAAUAUGCAGCCUCUCAGUUUCUGACCUCAUUACCACAUGCGGUGAUCUCAGAGGGCAGGGAUGAUAUAAUGAUGAGAUUUUAUUCUGAUCAGCGGCACAAAUGCUGUCUGAGGGAGUAAGGUGCAGAGAGAUGCAGAGGUGGAAAAACACAGAAACAAAAAUGGCAAGUGCUCCAGAAGAACCUGCUCCAGCAUUGAGCUGAAUGAUACACCACCCUUGUUGCUGAAACAUUCAGAUUAUCACAGCCAUAGCGAGCAUGUUGUUAUUAAAAAUAAAAAGCCACCACUACUUUCUUUUGUCCUCGAGUGCUUUGAUACAAUAUAGGUGCAUAUAUUGGCUUUAGCAACCAGUUACAGAGCAGUACAUCAUCACAGGAGCUCAUUUGAAUGGACUUUUAAAAGAUAUGUAGGUGAGCUAAGGAGGGGCUUUUUUCUCCCACAUUGUCAAGGUUACAAGUCUUAGUGAUUGAUACAUGCAGAGACAAAGAUGACAGCAUUUUUUUUUUAUUAUAAACUUUAAACUUUACAUGUUACAUUACAAUUGCAACAGAUAUCAAACUCUCAUGCAUCUCUAGUUUGAUAAGUCAUAGAGCAAAAAAAGCAACUGAUCUGCUGAUAAACAAUAUCUUAUUUUCUGUUUCACCCGUUUGCACUUAUUACCUCAUCUCACAGUAACUUUACAGUCAACUCCCUCACUUGCUUGCAAUUGUGACAGCUUUGGGUUAAAAGCACAACUUAGGAACUGUAUUUUUUAUCAACUUUGGCACUUUUAUAAAUUAUCAAUUGGAAAGAUAAAGCAGAUUCUAUCACCUUCAAGCAUAGUUUAUUUAAAAGCAUCUAACAAUUUUACAGACUUAAUAAAAAUAAUCACCUUUUGUCAGUUAGAUCUCCAGACAUUGCUUGACCAAGCUUUGGCUAUUAUUUUACACCUUUACAGACAUGAUUAGUAUAUUCUAGUACAAAAACACAAUAAUAGUACCUAAAUAUGACUUGUUUUAUGCUUGUAUGUACUCUAGAAGUGUAAAUACACACACUCAAAAGGAAAAGUGAAAGUAUAAGACAACGGAAAUACCACAGUACUUCACAGCUGUCUCAAGGAUGCCAAAAAUCAACACUUGGGCCUUUAUUUAAAAGUGAUUAUUGAAGGAUUGUGCAUAUUUUUUAUGAAUUCAAGAGUAAAACAUAAACUGAAUAAAAAAAAUAUUGAAAUAAGAACUUUGUGACUUGAGAAACAAACAGGCAAUGAAAAGUAGAGAAAAGUUGACGUCAAAAAAUGAGUUUAGUGUAUUGUUGUUGAUUAUGUCACUACUGCAGCCUUACCAUUUCAUGAUUCUAAGAGUGAUAAGCUGUGGUUUCUUAGUCUCUCAUUGUGGUUUGACCUUCUUGAGCUGCUGCUCUGGUACGAUAUUUGCAUUAGCUCUGGAAAUUCAUUUUUAUCUUUGGUUUAAACUCUACAGAGGAAACUUUUUUUAUGUGAGCCGACAGGUGCUAGGAGAGAUAAGACCACUGGGGGUUUCUCUUUCAACGGGAAGACAACUGAAGUCCAGAUUAGUUUGAGACAAUGCUUUUAAGGAAGGUGAAUACUUUGUAAGUGUUUCUCAGGAAAAGGAGAUGUAACAUGCAUGCCAAGUUGUUCAUUUGGCAGAGCUUUGACCAACAGUUUCUUCACCUUAAUGGUCAAAGCUCUGCAAGUUUGUAAGAGGUUGCAAAACUUAGUGUGCAAAUGACCUCUUUGCUCAUCUGAUGCCAUGCAGGGUUAGGGUUCGUCUGCCUCUGCACAGUGCAGGAGUUGAAUGUGCAUGCCAUCCUCCUCCUUUGCUCUGACAUCUAAUAACUCAACGACAACCUGCCAUAUCUGCAUGGACUUGGCAGUUUGAGGUCAGCGCCAUGUGUCAGCUGUAUCACAUUUCAGGUAGUAGUAAGUGGAUAUCUUUGAAGUGACCUGUACUGGACCAUCCGUUCAAAGCUGCACGCACGUCAUGAGAGGCACGGAACAGCAUUUGGGGAUUCAAGCCAAGAGGGACAUCGAUAUUCUCAUCAGAGCAUACAAAGAGGUUACAUAAUGGUUAGUUAAAGCAUCACAGAGAGCUUUGUUGCGCAUCCAAACCAUCCGGUGCCAGGGACAUCGUGGAACAGGGUGCCACAGGUGUUGUGGGUGACAGCUGGGCACAGUGUACAAACCAAACACACUGGUAUUUCUCACAGCGGUGGCAGACACAGUGGCUUUGUGCUCAUGACGUCUGUGGAGGGUACAGGGCAGAUUUUGCCCGUCCUGGUUAAUGAAGUCAGCUCCAUUCAUGGUAUCAGUUGGGAUCAGGUCCCAGUGUUACUGUGGAAAUAGUGAAGAAAAGAUGCAGUUUAUUUGAUGAUGGGAUUUUGAUGAUCCUUAUUGGAUUAUUGUCACUGACUUUAAUAGUUUUGUGCAUAGUUACUUUUCCUUGUAUUUGCAUUUUCUUCACCUAUACCAGCGACUGUAAGAUCUUAAGGAGAGGUCAUGUUUGCCAUGAGGUUUUCCAUGUCAUAAAAGUAAAAGGAAAACAGAAAAUAUUCAUGUUUAGAAGCUGAAAUAGAAGGUUUUUUUUCUGAUUUUAGUUGCAGAUUUACUCCACAACUGGAAACUUAUUGAUUUAUCAGUGCAGAUAUGCCUACGUGGUGUGUCCAAGUAUUUAUAGGUCACUGAGGCUAAUAUUAAAUCUGCUGCCUUGACUUUGUUCCAUAUUUUGUUUAAGUGGGGUCUGUACGUGUCUGACCUGGUUUUAUGUCAAAGUCAAAUGUUUGGCAGGAGAUGCAGGAAGGUUUCCACGUAGAGUCUCGUGUUUCCCUGAAAUAACGGCCUGUACUGCAGCAUAUUGAUUUACAGGUAUGAAAGGAUUAUAACACAAGGACUUUGUUGUUGUGGGUUCUGAGGAAUCCACCUUGAUAGAAACUGUCGCCUUGAUCAGGGGUCAGGGGGGGAAAAGGAUUGACUGGAGGACUUUUUGGAGUUUUAAAACUUAAUAUUCAAUGAUAAAAUAAAAGUCUGUGUUUUUAUUACAAGAUCAGGAGUUGACCCGGUGUUCUCUAGAGUGAAGGCAGACCUGUGUCAGCGCAGGUAUGCUGGUAUCUGAGAGGACUCUGUAUUGAUUCAAACCCUCACUGUGAUUCUCUGACCCGCUUUGCGUUUGUUUUGUGAUCAGAUAUUUGUCGUCAUGUGGGAUCCUGAUGACUCGUGUACCUCCGCUGAUCGGAGCAGCCAUGCCGGGCCGCAGUGUCACGUUACCCACCCGCAGCUUCUUCAACCUCGCCGACUCCCUCUCCAAGAAGAAAGAGUACUCAGAGAGACGCAUCAUUGGGUAAGCAUCAGUAGAUCUCGACUGUAAAUCAACUUUGGUUGAAACUUGAAAUAUUUUGUUUUUGUAUUAUUCACGUUAAAAGCUGAAUACACUUUAUUAUCACGUACAAAUACCAAACACUUGGGUUGAAAAAUAAACAUCCUGAACAUGGCCGCUUGUUAUCGUAACCUGCUGAAUCACCAUGUGUAGCAAAACUAAGGCGUGUUCACACAUUCAUCAAAUAACUCCCCUUGUACUUCGUCAUGUGUGUUUCUGUUUUUCACUGUUGUUGCUCAUUGCUGAGUCAAAUCUGGAUUCGAUCAAAAACAAACUGUUCUUCCUUUGGAUCCAUGAUACUGGAUUUUUGCCAUUAUCUUAUAUGUUACAGAAAUGUUCACACAUGCCGCUAGGACAAUUGACUUGGUGUCUGCAGCUUUCUGAACUGUUAUCUGCAAACAUCAUGAAAUAACAUGGUGCAUCUGCAUCCUGAUUCCUCCCAUUUGUUUGAACCAAAAUCAGCUCUGUUAUAUGAACUCUAUUCAAGUCAUCACCAGCUUGUCAAAGUUAAGAAUAUGAACUAAAACUACUUGUGUUAAAAGGUGUUUUCCCCUUUAUUCCAUCUGUUGUGUCUAAUGCAUUUCAUAAGACACACUGAAGACUGUUUUUGUUUGUGCUGGAGGACAGAAAGUUAGUCGAUUCUUGUAAAAAGUCCCUUUUCUCCUCCGCUUCUUAUGCAAAAACUGAGUCAUCUCAGAGGUCAGAACUACACAUGAUCGAAACCCACAACGAGUGAAUGCAUGUCUGAGAUUAUUCUGUCAUGAAUCAUACAGUUAAGUAUGAUCUCUGUAGCUGUGGUGUCCGCAGCUCUUUUAGUGUGCUUGUGUGUGACACACUGAAUGUUGUCUUUGUUCCAUAGAGAGGUCAUAAUCACUAAUCUGCUGUAAAAAUAGACUCGGGUUGCAGCAGCGGUGACUUUCCCUCAGCAGGACUCAUUAAGUUAUAUAACUAACAUAGGAAACCUGGUCACCUCUGGCUUUUAUUUUAGUUUUCUUUGUUUUUAUUCCUGUUGUUCCUCUUCUCUUCAUUCCUCAUUCUUCCUCUCUGUCUGCUCUCUCUCUCUCCUCCUCCCCUGACCCACUUCUUCUUUAAUGGGUCAUGCAUCUCGUACCGUGCCAGCAGUGUUUAAUGUUACAUGUUAUGUCACCGCUGCCGCUGACCCGUUUCUACUUCCUGACGCGCACACAGAGAGCUCAUGGGUUUUUUUCCCCUCUGCUUGCCUCCUCAGGUAUUCCAUGCAGGAGAUCUAUGAUGUGGUGGCGGGAGUGGAAAACUACCGCCUCUUUGUGCCCUGGUGCAAGAAGUCCGACGUGGUGUUUAAAAGAGCCGGAUUCUGCAAGGCUAAACUGACUGUGGGCUUCCCUCCCGUGGUGGAGAACUACACUUCUCUAAUCACUUCAGUGCGCCCCCACUUGGUCAAGGUAGGGUACUUCAUGCCUGCAGAUGUGUGCUGGCAGACUGAGCUUUAGAGAGGUGCAGUUUCAGAUCAAGCUGUCAGAGUAUUAGAGUGAAGUUGGCACAGAUUUUCCGUCUGACUCAGCAAACCCCCCGUACCUGACAAACUUGUCAUAGAUUGCAUGUUUCAGCCUGAUAUGAGCCUACUGUUUUGGGGGAUCUGCAUACUCACGAUUCCUAUUAAGAACCCUUUAUGCUCUGAAAUAUUCACACAUGCACUCCACACAUAUUUUGAUAUGAGUUUCUGAUUGGUCCUUUUAAAUGUUAGAUGAUAGUAGAUAGUAGAAGCCUCGAAUUGGUGUACAGACCGAAUCAAAGUUGAUACCAUCUGUCUAGCACAGUCAGCUGACAGUACAAAUGACACCAUAUCACUAAUCUAUGGGCUUUGAAAAUACACCAAUCAAAAUCUGUCCUUUGCUUGCAGGCGUCCUGCUCAGAGGCCAAACUCUUCAACCAUCUGGAGACAGUUUGGCGUUUCAGUCCUGGCCUCCCAGGUUAUCCUCGAACCUGCACAGUGGAUUUUGCUGUAAGUACUAGUUCUCUUUAUGGUGAAUAUAAAGCAAUGAAAACUGUGGUUUGACUCCUGCGUGUGUGUAAAUACAUGUCUGCUCUCCCACAUGUUUGAGCGUGGCACGUUUGCGACUGUGGUGUUGGAUUUCAUACUGGAUCAGCUUCAAACUCACACACAUGACCCUCACAUGUGCACGGUUUGAUGUUGUGCCUCUAACUUUGUCCACCUCUCCUACGUCAGAUCUCCUUCGAGUUCCGCUCCCUCCUGCACUCGCAGCUCGCGCACGUCUUCUUCGAUGAGGUGGUGAAGCAGAUGGUGUCAGCCUUCGAGCGUCGAGCUUCGAAGGUAUACGGAGCCGAGACGCCCAUCCCGAGGGAGCUCAUGUUCCACGAGGUCCACCACACGUAGCGCCCCUCCCUGCCGUACUAGCACAGACACACACACACAACGCCCAACGCCAGAACGACAAAAAAGAGAGAGAGGAGGAGAGAAGGAAGAGACUUGAUGUGUUCGGAUAACCACAGUGCCUUUCUCAGAGUUCAUUCCCAACAGUUUCCUAACUGUGUUUUAUUUUUGUAUGAAUCAUGUGGAUCCACCAGCUCAUUUUACACAUGGUGCUAAAAACCCACAGACUUUUAUCACAACGAUCUGCUCCUGGUAAGAUGGUAAGAACGUAACUCUGCGGGUUUAGAGCCAGAAUGUAAUCACACCUGAAAACAGAGCUACACUUCUCUAACCGACAUUUCCUGAAACUUUGGUUUCAAACUUUGACCUUGAAGCUGCUGUUGGAGGUUUCUGCUCCAAAAACAUGUCAAAAUAAGGAGGCCAAGUGUUACACAUCAGGGGCAAAACAGAGAUUUCUACCAAAACUUCCGCUGUCAAAAUGGUCCAUACUCAAAUAUUUUUCAAUAGCAUGUGUAUAAAUGAUAAAAUAUACAUUAUUUUUAUGUUUGAUUCUAUCAAAAAGCACCAAAGCUUAUGCAAAAAAAACAGAUGUACCGUCAUAUUCUCAACCUGAGGCUGCUGCAACUAGGGAGCAGGCAAGCGGCAGGGAUUGACCAAAUGAGGAUAAAGUUAAAAAAAGAGUUUUGUAUGUAAAACAAAGCAGUCAAGUGAAAAAAUAGAUGUUUUCGCAUUUAUUUUUUCAUGGUGGAUUCACUCUUUAAAAAACUUGCAACACCUCAGCACAGAAGUGCAGGAAGGAGCUGUACAGUAUUUUAUUGAUAAACGGCUGAAGUUGUUUCUCCCUGUCUGUUGCGUGUUUCUCUGCUCUGCCCUCCGUCACAGCCAAGUCAAUUUACUUUCUUCGACAUGUCUGAAAAUAAUAUUUUACAUCAUCAAGUGUCGACCAUCAUCUGUGCAGCUCUGAUAGUCCUGUGAGGAUUGUAAACUAUGGAGUUAAUGUUCAUUUUAAACUAUGUUUAUAAUUGUGGAGAUCUGAGAAAUACACACCAGAACUGACAUAUCUGGGAUAAGUCCAAACAGGACGACAUCAGUCACAUCAGCAGAGACAGCAGAGGUGUUCACUCUCUUUUAUGGAUUUAUCAUCCAUCAUGAUUCAUGAUUACAAGGUUUUGUCGUAUAUAUUAAAUGUCACCUGUGAUUUGAUAAAAACAAUAAACAGGCAAAGAAAGAAUGAAGAUCUGAGGCUGCAGGAGUAAAGGGAGCAACUAUUUUAGGGAAUUUCAGCAGGUCUGUGAAAGUCGUGUUAGGAUGAGUGGCUGGGCUCUGAUGGGUCAACUGAUAACAGCAGCUGUAAAGGCAUUUAAAGUUUUUAUUUGUAAAUCAAGUCAAUGCAAAAGCACUUAAGUAGAUAGGCUGAUGCAGAGUCUCCUCAUGCUGUACAUUAUAAGAAAAUAUUAGAAAAGCAAAAGUUAGAGUAGAAAUCUGCACAAAGUUAAAAAAGACGUUAACCCAAGCUUUUGAGAUGUCUUGAUUGGAAUGAGGACGACUGUUUCUGUUUUUUAUUUACUGUUACAUGCGCUCUGCUCUCAGCUUUACAAAGGGAGCAAUGCUGGACGUAGAGACUCACUAAAUUAUACAGCAAUAAAUGUGCAAUAUCAUUAGUAUACUGUAGGUGUUAGUUUUAAGAUGGAGCUGAGUAAACAUGCUGACACUCAGUGUCACUAAAAAGGGCCCAAACUCUGAGUCCCUGCAGAGACGAGGUCAAACAUCUCUACCAGAACACCUUCAUAACCCCCGUAACCCUUUACUGAGUGCCUCUUCGCCUACAGGCAGCAUAUUUAUCUGUUAUUUCAAAUAUAUAAUACUCAUUUUAACAUAUUUAUUACUUAGUUUUAAGUGUAAAUAUUGGUUUGAAGAUAACAGAAAGACCUGUACACUGAGAAAUGUGUUGUUUUCUUGGAGAAGGACUCGUGUAAAUGACGUUUGUGUUGAUUGAUUUCAGAAAGAUAUACCGACUGCAUGGUUUAUAAAGUAUUUUUUCUAAAAAGCUGAU